GAUUGGUACAAGCUGAAGUAUGGCCAUCGGAAAUAAAAAGACUAAACAACAAAAAAGAGGUGGAAAAAAGAUCUAAGCUAGUCGGCCUACAGCUUUAUAUGGACGAACACGGCUUAAUAAGAAUAGGAGGAAGAUUAAAUCAUUCAGCACUGCCGUAUGAAAUAAGACAUCCAUUGAUACUUCCAGCUAAUCAUCACUUUACAAAGUUAAUAAUUCUAGAUCGACAUCGAAAACUAUUCCACGCGGGAGUUAACGCUACGCUGGCAUCAGUUAAAGAAGAAUUUUGGCCGAUCCACGCUAAAAAUGAAGUAAAGAAGCAACUAAAAGCGUGUGUGACAUGUCGCAAGGCCAAUCCUACCCCGAAUCUCAGGUUGAUGGGACAGCUACCGGACGCGCGAGUGAAUACGUCUAGACCAUUUUCAAAAGUGGGAGUCGACUAUUGCGGACCGGUCUUCGUUUGUGAUAGAGUAAGGCGAAACAGUAAGCAGUAUAAGUCACACGUGGCAAUAUUCAUAUGUAUGGCAACAAAAGCGGUACAUAUCAAACUAGUAGAGGAUAUGACAACGGAGGCCUUUCUGGGAACACUAAAACGAUUUAUAGCUGGAAGAGGUCGACCGUCGGACAUAUAUUCUGGCAACGGGCGCAAUUUUGUGGGCGCAGAACGAGAGCUGCAACAACUAUUUGCAAAUCCAGAGUUUGGAGAAAAGGUUCGGGAGACAGUAGCUACAGACAAAAUAAAUUGGCAUUUUAUACCUGCCAGGGCACCGCAUUUCGGAGGUUUGUGGGAGGCGGCAGUAAAAGCCAUGAAACGCCACUUGAAGCGUACUAUUGGAAAUGCAUCACUCACAAUUGCAGAAAUGAUAACUGUUUUGAGUCAGAUUGAAGCUAUUCUGAAUUCCAGACCCCUUACGCCAAUGUCGGACGAUCCAAAUGACUUGGAAGUUUUAACGCCUGGACAUUUCCUGAUCGGGAGUGCGAUAACAUCCCUACCACAUCCCGAUAUACAGAAGAUACCAAUAAGCAGGCUUUCCCGAUGGCAGCAUGUCGAGCAAAUACAACAGCGUAUUUGGUCUAGAUGGUCAAAAGAAUAUUUAACCGCGUGCCAGCAACGAACGAAGUGGAAAACUGAUAAUUAG
Molecule: messenger RNA, 1136 nt
Organism: Wasmannia auropunctata (little fire ant)
Lineage: Eukaryota; Metazoa; Arthropoda; Insecta; Hymenoptera; Formicidae
Exons: 1
Biological process (GO): DNA integration
Molecular function (GO): nucleic acid binding
Source: RefSeq, a predicted model, not a curated record